Engraulis encrasicolus (European anchovy) is the source of this 2589-nucleotide messenger RNA. Its product is annotated as ras-related and estrogen-regulated growth inhibitor-like. The record is from RefSeq and is a predicted model, not a curated record. NCBI's taxonomy places the organism in Eukaryota, Metazoa, Chordata, Actinopteri, Clupeiformes, Engraulidae. The coding region runs from base 141 to 890 and encodes 249 amino acids. Gene Ontology annotation, molecular function: GTPase activity; GTP binding. The transcript has 4 exons.
CUCAACUGCGUGUGUCAUAACAUGCAUUAUUUUUUUGAGUUGGGGCACGAGAUUUCCAGUAUGCGAUCUGUAGCUAUAUUUACUGCAAAACCGUAACGGAAAAAUCAAACGCAAAUAGCAAAACGACCAAACAAAUCAGCAUGUCCACAAACCGAAGAACUUUGAGGAGAAGUGGAAGUUUACCUACAUCUCGAACGGUUCGAAUUGUGAUUUUAGGUCAAGCUGCUGUUGGGAAGACGGCCAUGGCAGUGCGAUUUAUCACCAAGAGAUUCAUUGGAGAAUACGACCCUACACUAGAGACAAUCUACCGACACGAGGUGGCCAUAAAUGGAGAUGUUGUACACUUCGAGAUACUGGACACAGCUGGGCAGGAGGAGGACGCGCUGCUGAUCGAGGAGAAGAUCCGCUGGGGCGACGGCUUCCUCAUCGUCUACUCAGUGACGGACCGCUGCAGCUUCGAUGAGGUCAUGCGCCUCUGCUUCCUGGUCAACCACAUCCACUCGGGGGGCGGUAGUGGCGGCGGGGCUGGCAGGCGCGGGGGCGGCAGUAGUAACGGCCAUGAGCCACCGCCCAUGCUCAUUGUGGCCAACAAGAAGGACCUGGAGUACGACCGCAUGGUGACAGCCGAGGACGGUGAGAGCCUGUCGCGUGGCCUGAAGGUACCCCUGCGGGAGAUCUCGGCGCGCGACAGCUGGGAGGAGACGGCGGGCGCCUUCCACGCCCUGUAUGCCGACGUGGCGCAGCAGCUGGACGCCUCGCCACCCUCCUUCCGUCGCAGAGCUGUCUCCAAACUCAUGGAGAAGAUCCCCAGGAUCCACUCGGGCUCGGCGCUCGGCGCCGCUGGACGCAGCUUCAGUUUCGGGUCAUUCAGAGACUUCUUGCCUGAGUAAAGUGGGGGUGUGGGGGGUGAGGACUCUCCUCUCUGAGUGAGUUACAUGCAGUGAUGGGCAAAAUGGAUUAAUUAGUUACAAUCCAUUGCCACAUAUUCCAAAUAACUUUGUUUUACCUGUCCAAUUCAACCAGGUGAUCACUCAAUUGGACAGGUAACACCAGGUCAGGGGGCAUAUGUGGAAGUAGCUUGUAGCUAAUGAACUCCUUUUGCUGAUCACUGGUCACAGGAUGCAGGUGUGUAGGUGUAGGUCGAGGAACACACAGUGUCAGUGUUGCAUGUGAACGGCAGCAGCAUCAUGUUCCUGCAGCAGCAGCACUGUUUUUGUGUUAUGCUCAUACUACAUUUAGAUUAUUGAGCUAAUAUCCAGAGAAGCUUUUAGUGAAUAUGGUACAGGGAUUGUGCCAAUGCUGUAGUUGUGGGGUUAGACACCUUGGUCAAUGAAACUUGGAUUAGGAAAGAAGUGGGUUUACUCCACCAUUUUCAUGUUUACUACUGAUGGAGGAAUUGGAUGAAGUGAAUUAAGUGACUGUCAGAUACCAGGAUCAACUCCCUGAGCACUAGACAACCCCACACCAUUCCUUUUCCGCAACAUGGCAUCAUCCAAAGUGUUAAGAUAACAAGCCGACUUCAACCGUCUAUCGCGUUUGUGCAUCACGACUUUGCAUGUUAAUUCGUGCUCCACAACGCCCUGAGACGGGUCAGGGUUAGGGGUGGUUUUGGUCAUGGCCCAAUAUCGCCAUUUCCUUUGCUUGUUUUCCUUUUAUUCGCAAAAGUAAAGCAAAAUAAAUGUUGCUUAACUUAUAGGUUAGGGUUAGGGAUGGUUCUGGUCAGGGCACAUCUGAGCAUUUUCCCGCUUAGUGACAGAAAUUCGCUGUGGGCAACAAAAAGUCGCUAUGACUGCUUGAAAACUGUGCAAACCUGGUCACGUGACAAAAGUGCUACAAGUGCCCGCAGCAUUGUAGAGCACGGCUUAACAUGCAAGGUUGUUGGACUUCCUGAAAUGAUUACACUUUUGCAUGAUGCCAGUCUGCCUUUUUUGCAUUGCACUUUUUUACACUAAGCUCCAUGAUCAGAGGUGGAGUGGCUGGCUUCAAUAGAGCACAGAUACAAUACUUUCAGUGGUAGUGAGUUAACGUGGUAAUAGGUUAACGUUUGCACAAUGUGGAGGACAAAAUUAAUAUCAGUGGCCAUGCAAAAGAUAGACAUCUUGAUGAGUUUUUCUUACUCACUUCUGUAGAAUUCAUUGAAGAUGCUGUUGUGUGAUACAUACUGUAUAGUGGUAAAUGCAUAAACUGGAUGAACAUGUUGAAUGUGUGGAGAAAGUACAAUAUGAUAUGAAACUUACAUAUGAUUUAUCACCCUAUGAAUGAUGUUAACCGUAGAAGAAGGAUGAAGGACUUGAAGCAUCUUUUGUUUCUAUGACUUGUGCAACAUGAAGAUGGACAUACUGUAUAUGACACCAUUUGAACUGUGUAGAGAAUGCACAAUCGACUGACUUCAAAUUGUUUCACCAUUGUAGAUACCCUGUCUUCCUUGUGUCAUUGGGGUGUGAAUUAUAUGCAUCGCUCAGUAUACCCAAGUUUUACCUGAGAGCAUUUAUAUGUUCAGACAGCUGUGAAUAAAAGUGAAUGUGUUAGGGUUUGCUGGAUUGCUUGGCUUUUUCAGAGCCAAUACAGUGUACUCCAAAUUAGCAUAAA